Entelurus aequoreus (snake pipefish) is the source of this 3785-nucleotide messenger RNA. Its product is annotated as A disintegrin and metalloproteinase with thrombospondin motifs 14-like. The transcript has 22 exons. The record is from RefSeq and is a predicted model, not a curated record. Gene Ontology annotation, molecular function: metalloendopeptidase activity. Gene Ontology annotation, biological process: proteolysis; extracellular matrix organization. Lineage: Eukaryota; Metazoa; Chordata; Actinopteri; Syngnathiformes; Syngnathidae. Gene Ontology annotation, cellular component: extracellular matrix. The coding region runs from base 642 to 3785 and encodes 1047 amino acids.
CGUCGAUCGCUGGAACGCAGCCUGUGCGCAGUUUUCGCAGUAUGAGGACCUGCUCUGUACGUAAAAAACAUAUAUGCAACGGGCGGAAGAAGAAGAAGUUGAAGAAGAAGAAGAAGAAGAAGAGGGAAGAGGAGAAGAAGAAGAAGAAGAAGGAGGAGGAGGAAAAGUAGAAGAAGAAGAAGAAGAAGAUAAAAACGAAGAAGAAGAAAAUAAAGAAGAAGAAGAAGAAGAACCGGCGAGAAGGCACAUACUGUCCAGUUUUUUUCCCCUUACUGUUGCUUUAGUGCAGGACUGGGCUGCAGAUGUUCCUGCUGCGGGACAGCGGAGGAUUAUAUCAUUUUUUUGUUUUGUGUGUGUGUUUAUUUUGACUUUCUUCCAAGUUCCCCGGUUGUCGGAACCGGGCCGUUGUCGUCACGGUUAUCCCCCCCCCCCCUCUUAUCCCCCUCCCCUCUCCCUCCUGCUGCCCCCUUCAUGGAUGGUCCAGUGUCGGUGUCUGCCGCUCAGCACAGGCCGAGUUUGGAGCUCGGAAGGAGGGCUAAAUGUGCCGCCACCUCACCCCAGCACACUUUUGAGAACUUGAUUCGGACAUAAAAAAUUUAAAAAAAAAAAAAAAAAAAAGGGGGAAAAAGUGAGCCUCAGCUAUGGGUUGCAUGCACUUUCUGAUGUGCCUCUCACUCACUCAGCUCAUGCUGGAGCCUACUUUUGCCGCAGGAGCCCACGACAAGCUCUCUGGCAAGUUGAGCGAGUAUGGUCUCAUUGUGCCAUUCAGCACAGACUCCCACGGCCGCUUCAUGUCUCACCUGCUCUCCACCGGCGGCGCUCCGGAGGAUGGAGACGGCGGCGACGCCGGACGCAGGAGGAGGAGGACCGCCGGGAGGCGGCGGGUGGCCCGCGGCGCCCCGGAGAUGCCCUCGCUGGCCCCCGGCUCGGCCCAGCGCUUGUUCUUCAACGUGACCGUCUUCGGCAAGGAGCUGCACCUCCGGCUGAGGGCCAACAGGAAGCUGGUGGCCCCGGGGGCCUUUGUGGAGUGGCAGGAGGACUUCGAGGGCAAGGCCAAGGAGCGCGUGCACAGGGAUUGCGUCUUCACCGGGGACGUGAGCGACAUGCCCCACGCCGCAGUGGCCAUCAGCAACUGCGACGGACUGGCAGGCUUGAUCCGCACCGACCAUGGCGAGUUUUUCAUCGAGCCCCUGGAGAAAGGCCAGCAGGAUGUGGAGGUGAAGGGCCGCGUGCAUGUGGUGUACCGCAGGUCGGCCGUCAAGCGGGAAGCUGGCCAACGCGGGGAGACUCUCCGCAAUGAAGUGGUGGACUUCGGCCUCGCGGAACUCCCGGCGGCCCUGGACCUGGUCCAGCACAGACUGUCGGAGGCCGAGCGCAAGAGGAGGCACGCCAAGGCGGACGACUACAACAUCGAGGUGCUGCUCGCCGUGGACGACUCGGUGGUGCGCUUCCACGGCAAAGAGCACGUGCAGAACUACGUCCUCACCCUCAUGAACAUCGUGGAUGAAAUCUACCACGAUGAGUCUUUGGGGACCAACAUCAACAUCGUCCUGGUCCGCAUGAUCAUGGUCGGGUAUCGUCAGUCCAUCAGCCUGAUCGAGCGUGGCAACCCAUCCCGCAGCCUGGAGCAGGUGUGCCGGUGGGCCAACACGCAGCAGCGCGGCGACCCCGACCACGCCGAGUACCACGAUCACGCCAUCUUCCUCACAAGGCAAGAUUUUGGUCCCGCAGGUUAUGCUCCGGUGACUGGUAUGUGCCAUCCGCUGAGGAGCUGCACUCUGAACCACGAGGACGGCUUCUCUUCCGCCUUUGUGGUCGCUCACGAGACGGGCCACGUCCUGGGAAUGGAGCACGACGGCCAGGGCAACCGCUGCGCCGACGAGACCAGCAUGGGCAGCAUCAUGGCGCCGCUGGUCCAGGCCGCCUUCCACCGCUACCACUGGUCCCGCUGCAGCAAGCAGGAGCUCAGUCGCUACAUCCACUCCUACGACUGCCUGCUGGAUGAUCCCUUUGAGCACAAGUGGCCCAAGCUUCAGGAGCUCCCCGGGAUCAACUAUUCCAUGGACGAACAGUGCCGCUUUGACUUCGGUGUCGGUUAUAAGAUGUGCACCGCUUUCCGCACGUACGACCCCUGCAAGCAGCUGUGGUGCAGCCAUCCCGACAACCAGUACUUCUGCAAAACCAAAAAAGGGCCACCUGUGGAUGGGACGGAAUGUGGUCCUGGAAAGUGGUGUUUUAAAGGCCAUUGCAUCUGGAGGUCUAGCCAGGAGCCUCAGGGCCACGACGGCAGCUGGAGCUCCUGGUCCAAGUUUGGCUCUUGUUCGCGGACAUGUGGAGGCGGAGUUCGCUCCCGCAGCCGUCAAUGCAACGACCCUGCGCCGGCCUACGGCGGUCGCGAGUGCCCCGGCUCGGAGUUAGACUACCAGAUGUGCAACACGGAGGAGUGCGCCGGGCCCUACGAGGACUUCCGUGCUCAGCAGUGCCUCCAGAGGAGCAACAAAUACCACAACAACAAGAAACACACAUGGCUGCCAUACGAGCACCCAGAUGAGAGUCGCAAGUGUGAGCUGAGCUGCACGUCCAAGGAAACUGGGGAGGUGGUCUUCAUGAACCAGGUGAUGCACGACGGGACCCGCUGCAGCUACAGCGACCACUUCAGUGUGUGCGCGAGGGGCGAGUGUCUGCACGUCGGCUGCGACAAGGAGUUUGGCUCGUACAAAGAGGAGGACAAGUGCGGAGUGUGCGAGGGUGACAACUCGCACUGUCGCACUGUCAAGCUGACGCUCACCAAAACGCCCAAAAAGAACGGAAUACUGAAAAUGUUCGACAUCCCUGUUGGAGCCCGUCACAUCGUCAUCGAGGAGAACGACACUUCCCCACAUCUAAUUGCCGUGAAGAAUCAAGUGACCGGCAAUUUCAUCCUUAACGCCAAAAGUGAAGACGCGGAGUCCAAGACCUUCAUCGAGAACGGUUUACAAUGGAACUACACCAUUGAGAGCAACGGCAAAGAGACCCUACGGACGUCCGGCCCUCUGCAUGAAGGCAUCUUAGUGCUGGUCAUUUCGCGUGAAGAGGAGGCAAAGAUCAGCUUGACGUAUAAAUACAUCAUACACGAGGACCUGCUGCCUCUCAUCACUAACAACAACAUCCUCCUGGCCGAGUUGGACACGUACGAGUGGGCGUUAAAAAGCUGGUCGCAGUGCUCCAAACCUUGCGGCGGAGGCAUACAGUACACGAAGCAUGGAUGCAAGAGGAAGAGUGACAGCCGCUUGGUCCAUCGCAACUUUUGCGAGACCAGCAAGAAGCCCAAACCCAUCCGCAAGCGUUGCAACAUCCAGGAGUGCAGCCAGCCAACGUGGCUGGUGGACGAGUGGAGUGCGUGCAGCAAGACAUGCGGGAAGCAGGGCUACCAGACGAGGGUGGUGCAGUGCAUGCAGGCGCUGCACAAUGGCACCAACCGGCCCGUCCACAGCAAACACUGCGCCGAGGACAGGCCGGAGCCCAGGAGGAUCUGUAAUAACACGGCAUGUCCUGCACAGUGGAGGACCGGGGCAUGGUCUCAGUGCUCGGUCUCCUGUGGGGAAGGCAUCCAGCAAAGGCAGGUGGUGUGCAAGACCAGCAACAACACCGCAGGCGACUGUGAGGGCGACAAGCCGGAGACGGUCCUCAUUUGCAACAUUAGCCCUUGUCCAGGUAAUCGAUGGAGACGCACUGAGCCUGAAUGGCAAUGCACGACUCCACUUACUUUUUCAUAUUUCCUGUACCUCAUGAAAUGGAGACCGUAA